Molecule: messenger RNA, 339 nt
Organism: Rotaria sp. Silwood1
Lineage: Eukaryota; Metazoa; Rotifera; Eurotatoria; Philodinida; Philodinidae
Source: the annotation of a GenBank genome assembly
AUGUUAAAUAAAUUGGUUAAUAAUCGUUUAAGUUUUGUAGUUUUUUUUGCAAAACGUUUAGCAAGUAUUCGAUUUAAUGUUAAUUUAGGUGAACAAAUGAAAAUGUUAAACAAUAACAAACAAUUCGAGAGGGCACUUGAAUUAUUUGAUAAAUACAGAGAAGAAACAACUAUUGAAAAAUGCUCGAAUUGGAUUAUAAUUCAAGCUUUAAAAGCAUGUACUGAAAUUGGUGACCUUCAACGUGGUUCGAAUAUUCAUAAUCUUCUUUCAUCUCGAUUAAAACAUGAUCCUUAUGUAUUACCAUCAUUAAUUCAUCUCUAUAGUAAGUUUAUUCAAUAA